Molecule: messenger RNA, 1717 nt
Organism: Musa acuminata subsp. malaccensis (wild Malaysian banana)
Lineage: Eukaryota; Viridiplantae; Streptophyta; Magnoliopsida; Zingiberales; Musaceae
Product: E3 ubiquitin-protein ligase makorin
Biological process (GO): protein polyubiquitination
Molecular function (GO): metal ion binding; ubiquitin protein ligase activity
Source: RefSeq, a predicted model, not a curated record
UCCGCCUCCAUGGUCUCGAUGAAUGAUAGGUGAGGUGAGGUCGUGCCGCACCGAGCCCUAAGACAAAGGAUUACUUUUUUUCCUCCCCGAUCUCUUCUCUCUCUCUCUCUCUCUCUCUCUCCUUUACCAACCAUUCUCAUCGUAAAGUCCGAUCUCCUCGUCGCCUCUCGUCCUCUCUCUGUCGGCGAUGUCUAAGAGGAUUCUUUGCAAGUUCUUUCUGCAUGGAGCAUGCUUAAAGGGGGAGUACUGUGAGUUUUCCCAUGAUUGGCAAGAUCAGCCCAAUAAUAUAUGCACCUUCUACCAAAAAGGAGUGUGCUCUUAUGGUAAUCGAUGCAGAUAUGACCAUGUUAAAGUUUCUCGACAACAAACAUCACGACUAUCAUCGUUAAACACUGCUUCUCAUGUAACAUCAGAUUUUCAUCAAGUUACUCUCCCUGCUGUAGUUUCUUUGACAAGAGAAUAUAAUCCAGAACCAAGCACAUCUGUAGAUGUGUCAGCAAUGAGCCUGGCUCAUACAUUGCCGUGUAAACCUGCCUGGACAAAAGCUUUUGAAGUUGAUACUUCUUUAAACGAUGAGAGUGGCCCUUGUCCUACAUAUGUUAGCCCUGCUGACCAACCAAUCUGCGGUCCUACAUAUGUUAGCCCUGCUGACCAACCAAUCUGCAGUCCUACAUAUGUUAGCCCUGCUGACCAACCAAUCUGCUCUUUUGCUGCUUCUGGUAAAUGUCCUCGUGGAGAUAGAUGUCCUCACAUUCAUGGUGAUUUGUGCUCCAUUUGUGGAAAGCAUUGCUUACACCCAUUCCGUCCUGAUGAAAGAGAGGAACACAUAAAGAUGUGUCAUAAAAAUAACAAGCACCUUGAAGCUUUGAAAUGCAGUCAGGAGAUAGAAUGCAGUGUUUGUCUUGAACAUGUACUUUCUAAACCCACCGCAGCUGAACGGAAGUUUGGGUUGCUUUCAGAGUGUGAUCACCCAUUCUGCAUUUCUUGUAUUCGAAAUUGGCGUAGCAAUUCUCCAGCAUCGGGCAUGGAUGUCAACAGUGCAUUAAGGGCCUGCCCAAUAUGUCGAAAGCUAUCAUACUUCGUCAUCCCCAGUGUCAUUUGGUAUUCCACAAAGGAGGAGAAACAAGAGAUAGUUGAUAGCUACAAAAUCAAGCUCAAGUCAAUUGAUUGCAAAUAUUUUGACUUUGGAAAUGGGACUUGCCCAUUUGGGACUAGUUGUUUCUACAAGCAUGCUUAUAGAGAUGGUCGUCUAGAAGAAGUGGUACUACGCCAUCUAGAUACUGAAGAUGGAAGCACCGUUAUUGCCAAAGAUAUUAGGCUUUCCGACUUUUUCAAUGGAUUGCAUCUCUAGGAUUAUAUUGCUUGUCUCUAAUAAAAUGAAAUAUUUAUGGCCAAGCAAGGUCAUUUUACUGCCCCGGUUCCUCCCUCUGCGCUGAAAUAGAUGUCAAAAUGCUAUCAGAGAAAACUUUCAAGGUGCAGAUUUGUCUCUGGUUUUGAAGGAGGAUGAUACUAGUAUGAGGAACAUCAUUUUGCUUGGCCUAAAUGUCGGUUGGAAUUUGUGUUUGCACAAGUACGAACAUUAAGUACAAUACAGAAAAGGAAAAGACUUGUAUCAUCGUCAUCAUAUUUGUUUCUGACAGAAUAGUGCAUAUUGAAAAUUUGCCGUUCUGUAAUUACAUUCAACUUUGUUGGCAAUCGAAUGGCUGUGUUUAGAAAA